AUGAUUGGGAUCAGCAAAGGAAAGCUUGGAAAGCAAUCCAUAGUGGCCCAAUUUGCUGUCACCACGUCCGCCGUAGAGGACAAUGCCUUGGAUGAGAAUAAACCCUAUGCUGAGUUUUGGAUGGGAGCACAUCCCUCUCUUCCUUCUUAUGACCUUUCCGCCAGUCGUUACAAGAUCCAGAGAUUCUGUACGACACUACCGUUUCUAUUCAAAGUUCUUUCCAUCAGAGAGCCGCUUUGUAUACAAGCUCACCCGGACCGAAACCAUGCCCAAGACUUACACGCAAGGGAUCCGCUUACAUAUCCUGAAAUAUAUAUAAUUUUAAUUAUAGAUUCGAACCAUAAGCCCGAAAUGAUUGUCGCGUUAACCCCAUUCGAAGCGUUUGAUGCCACUGCUAUGGAAUUACAGUCCGCCUGCGACAGCGCAGGAAAUGAGUAUGGUCAAAAAAGCGCUGGAAUAGCGCUGAAGAAGGCCUGGUCAGAGCUACUUACCGCGCAUCCAUCACGAAUCCGAGCGUGUGCAGAAGACUUGAUCCGCUUCGCGAGUAGCAGACCAAGAAAUGGAUCUCUGGCGGUCGAGCAUGGCAAUCUCACUGAUCUUAUCCUUCAAUUGAGUCAGCAUUACCCCUAUGAUGUUGGGCUUUUCGCCGUCCUAUUCAUGAACCACGUCUGCCUAAGCCCCGGGGAAGCUUUAUUUGUGAGAUCUAAUGAACUUCACGCUUACCUAAGUGGCGACGGCAUCGAAUGCAUGGCCUCAUCGGCGAAUGUGGUACGGGCAGGGUUCACACGGAAAACCAAGGAUGUCGAUACGCUCAUAUCGAUGCUCACAUAUGAGUGCCUGCCACCCUUCGUUGUAAGAACACCCACUCCCUAUUUGCUGGUGGAAAUGAGUUCUCGGCAAUCCACAUCGGUAUUAUAUGUAUCACUCGCCGAAGAGUUUAAUAUCAUCAAAACUUCCCUAGCGCCCCAGUUUGCAACGGCGAACUUCCGAGCGUUUCAUGGCCCUACAGUCCUGAUAUGCACCCAGGGAAGUGGGAAGAUUGGCGUAGGAGACCAUACCGAACCGAUUGAGUGUGGUCACGUCUUUUUCGCAGGCGCCGGGAAGGAGAUCUUUAUCCAGAGCAGAAGUGAGGAACCGUUAAUCCUGUUUCAAUCCUUUUGUGAGAUUGAGGAGUACAACUCCACAUUAUAA
Aspergillus pseudonomiae is the source of this 1191-nucleotide messenger RNA. Its product is annotated as class I mannose-6-phosphate isomerase. Gene Ontology annotation, cellular component: cytosol. Gene Ontology annotation, biological process: GDP-mannose biosynthetic process; carbohydrate metabolic process. Gene Ontology annotation, molecular function: mannose-6-phosphate isomerase activity; zinc ion binding. The record is from RefSeq and is a predicted model, not a curated record. The transcript is spliced from 6 exons. Bases 1 to 1191 code for a protein of 396 amino acids. NCBI's taxonomy places the organism in Eukaryota, Fungi, Ascomycota, Eurotiomycetes, Eurotiales, Aspergillaceae.